Linum trigynum is the source of this 5675-nucleotide messenger RNA. The record is from the annotation of a GenBank genome assembly. NCBI's taxonomy places the organism in Eukaryota, Viridiplantae, Streptophyta, Magnoliopsida, Malpighiales, Linaceae.
CUAACCCAGCUCUAUCCAGCCCCUUAAUCAUAUAUAUAUAUAUGCUAACCACAUACAUGCACAAAUGAAAAUUAGUUUUAAGUUAAAAAGAUUAGAAAUUGAGCCACCACUAAUUAUUAUAAUUAGGUGGGUUUUUGUGACGAAGAAAGAAAAGUUUGAUUGAACGUGUCAAUCAUUUUGACUUGUGCAUGCCCCUAAAUAUGAAUAAAAUACCCUCUACUCUAUGUUAAAAGUACCUUUCUUUCACUGUCUAUCUCCCUCUCCCCAGCAAGCAAUGCAAAUGCAAGUCUCCUUCAUUGUGUUAAAAAAAAAGAACAACAACAGAAACAAACAAAAGCCCUCUCCUCUUUCUUUUUUUCUCUUUUUUUCUUUUUGUGGGUGUGGUUAGGUUAUUGCAUAGGGUAUAAUAAUAAGCAAUACAAGAAGAGGACUGAGUUGGGUCUUGGUUGAGAGAGAAAGAGAAAGAGAGAAAGAGAAACCCCAUUUCAAGAGAGAGAGAGAGAGAGAGAGAGUUGAAACUUGUCUUCCUGCAGCUUCAUUUUUCUGGUUUGGAUAAUUGAGAGACACAAAGAGAGAGAUGGGGAGAGCACCAUGCUGUGACAAGGCAAAUGUGAAGAAAGGGCCAUGGUCACCUGAGGAAGAUGCCAAGCUGAAGGAGUACAUUGAGAAAUCUGGCACUGGUGGCAACUGGAUUGCUCUCCCUCAGAAAGCUGGUUUGAAGAGGUGUGGGAAGAGCUGCAGGCUGAGAUGGCUCAACUAUCUGAGACCAAACAUCAAGCAUGGUGAAUUCUCUGAUGAGGAAGACAAGAUCAUCUGCACCCUCUUUGCCACCAUUGGCAGCAGAUGGUCAAUAAUAGCAGCACAGUUACCAGGCAGGACUGACAACGAUAUCAAGAACUACUGGAACACCAAGCUGAAGAAGAAGCUUAUGUCCAUGGCUCCUCCUCCUCCUCCUCACUCUCACUCUCAAUUCCCCUCAUACCAUCAUCAUCAAAGAAAACCAUUCCCUUCUCCAUCUCCCUCUUCACUCCUUUACUCCCCUCUUUCUGCUGCACCACAAACUUCUCCAUUCAUGAAAUCUUCCACUGGUUUCGACAUGAUCUCACCGUUGCUCCAAUCCAAUCAUCUCCUUGGCACCACAAGUUCCUCCUCCCUUUUCCAAUCCCUUCAAGAAGCUGGAAACAACAACAACACUUUCUUGAACACCAUGCAAUACUACAACAACAACAACAGCAGCUGCAGCAGCAACUUAUUAGUGUUUGGAAGUGGCGGCACUCAGCAGGAAGCAUCUGCAGGAGCCAGUUGCAGUUCAAACUCGGACGGGAGCUGUGGCGGCCAGCAAGGGCUCAACUAUGGAACCAGUUUCGUGAAGCAAGAGAUGAGUGGUAGCAAAACCGAGGUAGGAGAUCACAGUAAGUUCAUGUUCAACUAUCUUCCCACAAACAUCAGCAACAACGGUGGUGGGUAUCAAGCUGCAGCUAUGGCGGAUCAUCAUCAUCAUCAUAAUCAGAAUCUUGAGGAGCAAGUGAAGCAGCUCAUCAUCACGCAGAGUUGUAGCGAUGAGUAUCCUGACAAUAACAAUGGCCUUCUCCUCGGUAAUGUUGUUGAUGAUGACAACAAGGCUGUGCAGGAGAAGCUCAUGUACUAUUACUACUAGAUCAAUUUUUCAUCAAGAGCUUCCAAAAAAAAAAAAAAAAAAGAAGAAGAAGUAAUAUAUAUUUUAUAAAUGAUGUAAUUUGGGGAUGGAUAAAUUGAGUGUUGAUUUUUAUAUGAUGAUCCUGACUGUGUAAGUAAAUAUAAGAGGCUAGGAACUAUUAUGAUUUCCAUUCAAAUUUUAUGGGAUAAUUCAAGUAUCAAAUCGUAAAUAUAAGAGAAGGAAUUCUUGUAUAUUAAUGUUCACCAAGCUCAUUAGUACGAGGCCUUUUUGGGGAGGACAUCUAAAUGUAAAAUUGUGCGGGUUUGGCCAGAAGCGGACAAUAUCAUACUAAUUCACACAAAUUAUCUUGUAAUACUGUUAAUUCCAAGUUUGUUUUUUUGUGCCAAUUUCCCUUUUGGUAGGAGAUUUUGAUUAUAGGAAGCUGUGUGUUCUUGUUCUUCUUCUGCUACUGCUGCUGCGGCAAGCUCGUGGAUCAGAGAAUAUUUUUGCAACUCUCAUGGAAGAGAAGGGAAAGAAAUUAAUGGAGAGAAGAAAAAAAAGGUUGUAUUGAAUUGUAUCACUACACCAUCUCAUGGUUGGCAGAGAGCAACAGAAAACAAUACAAAAAAAAAAAAAAAAACCCAAGUACGAUUCUUGCUUGCCUCUCUUCUUUUGAAACAUAUAAAAUAUAGGAUUUCCCCUUUGGACAUAUCCAUUAUUAGGGUUUUUUCAUUUUUUGUUCUUAUUUGAACCCCAUAAAUUUUAUUCCUCAGAUCACACUGAGUCAUAUUAGUACUGACAGCGAUUUCCUAUCCCCCCCCCCCCCCUCCAUUUUCUCCCCAUAUUCUAAUAGGGUUUUUUUGUGGAAAACCCUACUCUACCCUCCAUCUUGGUAACCCAUUUUGGAUUUUGGAUCAUGGUUGGGAAACCACUGGUAUGAGGGCCGAUACAACGAGUUUCAACCGGUAAUAGAAAUAAUCGGUUGGAAUAUAUACCACUAGUAUGAAGUGGUAGUCAAACCGUUAAGGAAUUUAAUCUGGUUAUACUUCGAGUCUGGAGCAUAUCACUUAUUAAACCAGUAUAUAAAUCGGUUCGAUAACCUUGGAUUGGAUGGUUGGAGAAAAGGGUAGUGGCAGUCAUUCCACUGUAUGCAACUGGCUUGUUAAGGAUUGUUUUUAUUUAUUUAUUCCCCCUUGUGGAAAAUAUUUAUUAAUUAUUGAAAGAAGAGGUCUGACUCCAAGAUGGGAACUUGUCUUUCCCUGCAAAAAAAAAAAAAAACCCAAUUUUUAUAAAUAAAAAAGGUGAUGCUUGGGUAAAAGCUUGGAUCUUUCUGCCUCUGUCCGACGAAACCCUUUUUGUUUAAUUGAAAAAUGUUAUACAAUGAUUGAUUUUUUUGUUCACCAUAAUCUCAGUCUUCUGCAUAAUUCAUUGGUGUUUGGUCUUCUGUUUUCCUACUGGUUUUCUGUAUUAUUAUUAUUAUAUAUCUUUAUAUACGGUCUCUACCUACAUGUUCCAUGUAUAUACUACGUAUAGGAAUACGCAUUAGGGGCAAUAAUUAUGAGAUGGUGAUGGUGUGGAGAUCAAUUUCGGUAGAUAUGAUUCCCUUAAUUAUCAUGAUAUUAUUAAUUGUAAUUAAUUAAUUUAAAUAUCUAUGUGGAAAAUGCAACUAUUGGUGCAUACAUGAAAGACCUAAAAGAUGAGAUCAUGGUAUGAUUGGUCAGCGGUGAGAGCACUGUUCAAUAUUUCAAACUUGUGAUGAUGAUCCAACAUCUUAUCAUAUUAUCACUUUCCUUCUUGUUUUUUCAAUUUUCGGGGCAUAGUUUCUUUCUUGGCCCCUAGUUUUUUUUUGUUUAUUCCCAACGAUGAAAAGAGUCUAGAGCCUAGACCAUGACUUUGAUCAUUUCUAACUUCUAACCACAAACACAAAAUCAUUUACCACAUCACAUACAUAUAUUUGUGAGUAAGACCCUCUAGAAGAUGAUAUGAUCCAUGUUGCGAGUCACCAUACGCGAGGUUACGAAGUACGGACCAUAAUGCAAAGCAGCAAAACUAACGUAAAGUGAGGUUAUUCACUACGAAUGACAAGAACCACGUGAAAAAAUUCGUGUCCCGUGAAUUCUCGUAUGGUUUUGGAUUUGAUUCUUAUGUAUGAGACUUAUUCGUGGAGAUCUCCGUGAAGAAAGGCCUUGUUCACAUCGAGCUGAUGCGGUGACCAAGAUUCUGUUAAUUAGCUGCAACUUACAUACUUACUCAUCAUAUGGAAUCAGUUUCAUUUGGCUCUCUGGACUAUGAUUCGAUAGAGAACAAUUUGACGCACUAUCUUCUCAAUUUAGGCAGCUAGAUUAAAGUACUUCAAGAAUAAUGAUUAUUCAAUCUCUCAGCAAAAACUUUGCCCUUGACGAGUGUUGUUCGAUCGAGCAAUUAAUGUGUGGAGCACAAGUCUUCAUUUCAUAUGGCUCCUCUAUCCCCUUUUUUUUAUAUAUUUUCAAUUCGUAGUAUGUAAACACAUUUUGAUAUUUACCGAUGUACUUCUGAUAUUAACUAUUUCAGGUCACAUUUUAUAAAAUCUAUAUUGUCACCACAAUCGAAAUUGUUUAUCAAACAUGCCACAAGUAUGUUAAAAUUCCGACAUUAUUCAGGAAUAACCCCAUAAUAACACAAUCAAACGUAAUAUACUAGUAAAAGAAAAUUCAGUAGCCGUACUAGUAGUGCAUAUUAAAUCCACAAUCUCUCAUCUAACACCAUUACAUUAUUAAAGAAAUAAUUACACGUUAAUUACAAACGAGUGUACACAUGUCCAGAAUCCACACGCAAACUACUCUCAAUGAGCUGUUCUAACUUAACUACUACGACUAGUUUUAAUCCUUUUUUUUUGUGUAUAUAAAAGGAAAGGAAACGACAGAGAAUUUGUACGUUCAUGGCGAUCGAGGUGAUUAGAUCAAAUUAAGCGUAUACUCACCAACAUUACCAGCUACGUACUAUAUUUGGCCUGCAGUCUGAGCUUCUAUUGGAUCAUCAUCCACCAAUAAAUUAACUACUAAUUACGUACACUUUAGCAAAUUAAUUAAUUGAUAAUUCUGUUAGAGAGCAGGUAAUUUAUAGGUGCUGUGGAUAUAUAUAUAAUGUGUGCAAGAAGUAGUUUAGCUAGCUAGACCGCUAUCUAUCUCGAAAUAGUACGUAUUUGGUAAACUUGGAAUUUAACCAACCUAGUUAUAACCAAUUACAGUAUUAUACUAUAUAUGUAAGCUAACUUGAUGUGGAUUAUCAGUAGGAAUGACAAUAAUUCGACUCGCGUCGGGUAAUUUGACUCAAUUAUCAUGAUCUUAUAUGGGUAUUGGAUCUAACCCAAAAUGGACCCAAACGCGUACUUUUAAUAAUUUUGAAUUUUGAUUGGGUUUUAUUUAGUUUGAUUUGGGUCAACUCAUUUGGGAUAGAUUCAAAAUGUGUCUAUUUGGUUCCACAUAAUUGCAUACACGAAACGAAAAAGAUAAUACCGAUGAUCUCUUUUUUGUUUUUUUUUUUUUUAACCCGGUUUUUUAUUUGAAACAUUGAUGAGUUUUAAUUAUUGGAUUUAGGAUCCACGUAUGCAUGGCAUGUACAGUACGUCGGUAGGUGAUUAUUAUUAACAGUCUAAAAGAGUGAAAACUACGACUCUUAAUUACUUACAGUUAUGUCAACUGUCAGUAGUUGGGUGAAAUUUUUUAGGCAAACCCGCAAUAGCGAAAGGAGAUAAAAAGGCACUCAUAAUUGAGGGCAAUGAACAUUGAUACCGUGUGACACAAGUAAGCAACGAAAUGCUUAAUUGACUUGAAUUGGAUCCAUCCAUCGAUCGAUUUUCUAUUGGCUAAAAAUAAUAUGAAUGAAAGCUGAGUUUGGCAGCCCCCGUAAGUAGCGUUUUCAACUUUGAUUCUCGAAGCUGCCAUCUUAAUUAGCUUCUUCUUUUUUCCAUUUUCUGGGCUUUCUUUGUCAACUACGGUCGGCUAGCUAGCUAGCUGUUGUUUGUUUAUUUAUAUGUUGUCAAUAAAUUUAUAGGUUUGGA